AUGCCCGAAGAACAAAGCCUCCAAAUAAAGCCACAUGCAUUUUCACUGCAGUUCUGGGAGGUAAUAUCAGAUGAGCAUGGGAUCGAUCCAAACGGCCAGUAUCACGGCGAUAGCGAUCUGCAACUUGAGCGGAUCUGCGUUUACUAUAAUGAAGUCCAAAAACAACGAUACGUGCCGAGCGGUGCGGGUAACAAUUGGGCCAAAGGCCACUAUACGGAAGGAGCAGAGCUAGUGGACAGUGUGCUGGAUGGUUUUCAAUUCACGCAUUCGCUUGGAGGCGGUACUGGCUCCGGAAUGGGUACACUGUUGAUCUCAAAGAUUCGUGAAGAAUAUCCGGAUCGAAUUAUGACUACCUUUUCAGUCGUUCCAUCGCCCAAGGUACAUAUUUCUCACAUUUAG
Messenger RNA from Gongylonema pulchrum, 399 nucleotides. The record is from the annotation of a GenBank genome assembly. NCBI's taxonomy places the organism in Eukaryota, Metazoa, Nematoda, Chromadorea, Rhabditida, Gongylonematidae.